Messenger RNA from Exophiala viscosa, 1976 nucleotides. RefSeq lists its product as uncharacterized. Bases 135 to 1907 code for a protein of 590 amino acids. Gene Ontology annotation, molecular function: cellulose binding; protein binding. Gene Ontology annotation, cellular component: extracellular region. Lineage: Eukaryota; Fungi; Ascomycota; Eurotiomycetes; Chaetothyriales; Herpotrichiellaceae. The transcript has a single exon. The record is from RefSeq and is a predicted model, not a curated record. Gene Ontology annotation, biological process: proteolysis; carbohydrate metabolic process.
GAGAUAUCUGGAUAGGCGACCAUAUAGAGUCCCAUUCAGCCCCGAUUAUGGACAAAGACAAGCAUUACACAUCACAUCUUUCUCCUUGAGUUCGAUUUCUACUAGUCACCACUGUUGUACAAUUAUUGAUCACAAUGCAGAUGUGGAAGAGUACCCUCACGGUCGCGGCUACCCUGCUGCAACUGACUCAAGCUUCACCAACGCCUCUCAUCAGUCGGUCGGACUGCACCGAUGGCGAAGUCUACAACGGUUUCACGAUCUAUUGUGCCACGGAUCUCGCUGGUGGUGACUUGAGUACCACUCAGGCAACCACCCUUGAUGGAUGUAUUGACACAUGCGUAUCUACGACAGAUUGUGUGGCCGUCAGCUAUGUCGCGCCUUUUUGUUAUCUCAAGAACGUUGCGGAAGGCACAUCCAGCUCUGCAAACGUGAUCGCAGCCAUGAUUGAAAGCACCGGUCCCUGCUCCAGCGACAGUAGUGCGUCGAGCUAUACUAGUGGAGACGACACCUUCAGUGUUACUUGUGGCUGGGACUAUAGUGGCUAUGACAUUUCAAACGAGCAGACCACUACUUUUGAGGGCUGCAUGAACGCAUGCGCCGCUGACAGCCAAUGCUAUGCAGUCUCCUAUACGACUGGAAGUUGGUGUUACUUGAAGAGCGCCGGCGUCGGAGGUUCUGCGAACGCCGACGUCAACGCUGCCAGUCUCCCUUUCAGCUCGACGACGACGACUACCACUACAUCAACUACCACGGCAACGAGCAGCACUACUACUACAGCAGUAGCUACAGGACUCUGCAUCAAUGAUCAAGGCGAUGGGUCAUCCUUCACGUCUGGUUCGAAGACCUACACCAUCUCCUGUGGAUUUGAUUAUUAUGGCUACGAUAUUUCCAUGGUUCAAACAAGCACUUUCGAGGACUGCGUGUCAGCAUGUUCUUCCGACUCGGACUGUACUGCACUGUCGUGGACCAUCUCUGGGUUCUGCUACAUGAAAAAUGGUGUAUCCGUUGGUGAUGCUGAUGCCGAUGUCAUGGGCGCGUAUGUUCCCUCAGCCAGUUCCACAACCACAACCACGACUUCAACAACUACGACAGGUACCACUUCAUCUACCACAACGACCACAACCGCACCAUCGACUACAACAACAACAACCACAUCAUCACUCACGCCAUCAACUACUACAAGCACGACCUCAUCAUCAACCACGCCAUCAACUACUACAAGCACGACCUCAUCGACCACAUCAAGUACGACCACAUCGACCACAUCAAGUACGACCACAUCAACAGCCACACCAACUACGACAUCCACAACCACGACGACUACAACCGUGCCUACCACUACAACAACUACAACAACUACAACAACGUUGACAACCACAUCAACAACUACCGCAAACACAUCAGCAUCCACCACCACGUCGACAACUACAAGUACCGUGCCAACAACCACGACCAGCUCGACAAGUACAACAACCACGAGCACGACCACUUCAACAACCACCGUGGUUCCUACAACUACCACGACUACCACAAUUCCGACGACUACCACAACUAGCACUUCAAGUUCCACAACCACCACAACCACUACUACAGUUCCGAUUACUACAACAACUACAACUACCCCCAGUACUACCACGACUGUACCGACGACUACAACCACGCUCGUAACAUCCACUACCACGUCAAAGGCCACUACCACAAGCACUACCAGCACCACAACCACUUCGACCACGAAGACAACCACGACAAAGGCCACCACCACUACCACCAGCACCAGCUCCAAAAGUACUUGUGCUACCGCAAAUGCCCAAUGUGGUGGAUGGUUCUGGAACGGUGCUACGUGCUGCUCGAGUGGCUACAAGUGUCAAGAGCAGAACAUUUUUUAUUGGGAGUGUGUACGAAAUUAGGACUGCAGUUAUUUCGUGGUCCGUAGCAUGUUAGUUAGAUUUAGCGAGAAUUGAUACCCACUUGUUGCC